Linum trigynum is the source of this 4570-nucleotide messenger RNA. The record is from the annotation of a GenBank genome assembly. Lineage: Eukaryota; Viridiplantae; Streptophyta; Magnoliopsida; Malpighiales; Linaceae.
UUCCAUCCAAAGCAUGUGAUGCAAUUUUGAUAGAUCACAAAUCACAAUGUGGCAACAAAUAAUAAUCCAUAGUUGGUGUGAAAAUAUCUGGAAAUGGCAUUAACGUACCACGAUGCUGCUUAAUUACUGCUAAUAAUAAUUAGUAAGGGAUAAGAAGGGAUUACUUCGGGAUUUGGGCUUAGAUACAAUACAACGCGUUCAGAAGAAAGUGUGGGAAUGGAAUUUUUUGUUUCGUUUCAGUUUUGCCCUCUGGCUGGGAAAAUCAAAUACAAAAGAUUGGAGGCCCACGUGAGUAUAGUGUAGAGACAGCUCAUUACUUGCGAGACAGCCCUUCACAUGACCAAUUUACAGAGAGAUUUAUAUUCCCCGGCUACUUCCAUUCCUGUUUUCCCAAAUAAAGCUAAAAGUAAUCCCCCACCACCGAAGCUUCUCCCCAUUUGAUAAUUUGGAUUAGUCGGAUGAUUAAGAGUGUACAAAGGUUAAUCCCAAUCAGAGAGAUCACCCAGAAAAAAUGAAAAAUAUCCCAAACGAGGCAAGAAGAGCAAUUUCCUCGAGUGCUCAUCAGUCACAUCCCAAACCAUAAAUAUACCCAAUCCUUCUGUAGUUUUAAUAGGUACUUAAACCACGUCAAGUUAAGCUGCGAACUUUUGCAAUUGUGGAUGGAGAUUUGCAAAGCAAAAGGUUUGCUAGCCACAAAAUGGGGUAUAAUUUAGAGAGGGUAAUGACUCAAGAUAUAUAGAUAUCGAUAGUAACAAUAAUCCAACUCAAUUGUUUGGACGAUGCCAAUUUUGUGGUAUUAUAAUUGUUAGAAAGUAGAUUAUCACCGACAUCAAACUUAAUGAUUGAGUAAAAAACAUUAAAAUACCUAUCCGAAUACAACAUACAAAAUCCACCAACCCUUUCUUGUAUAAUCCACCAACCCUUCAAAAUGAAAUUCAUCAUACAAAAUCCAUCUCCAAUUUUUGCUUGCUCAAAAUAGUUGAUUUUGAGUUUUUGACCAAAAGACCAUCGGGUAACAACUAAAAACCAAAAGACCAUAUGGAUUCCAUUACUAAUCAUUGUAUGCUCCUUUUCUUAAUGGCAGAGGUUAAGAGCUAAAACUAACACACACAUUCAGUAACAUGGAUCCACGUGGCGGGCCACAUGAGCGCGUGUCUCAGAACACAACGCGUAUGCGAGUGGGGAAAACCCUGCAAAUGACCACAGGCCUCAAAGGUCACAGCUCAGUCGCCUCGCCUCGCCGCCCCGCACAUAAUCCCCCAUUCCCAUCUCUUUCUUUCUCCUUUCCCAUCCUUUCUUCCUCCUCUGGAAAAUAUAUAACCAUACAAACCUCACAUUCUUCCCCAAUCUAACACCGAUUGCCUCUCUCUCUCUCUCUCUGAACUUCACCUCUCAUUUUCUGCUGCAAGGGAGAGGAGUGAGUUCUUGCAUUACCGCGUUUCUUUCUCUUCUUGCUCGCGUUUUCUUGCAACAAUGGCGGCAGCUUCGGCUAGGGUGGAUCUGGACGGGAAGCCAAUCAAGCCGAUGCAGAUAUGCAUGAUCGGCGCCGGAGGCUUCAUUGGCUCGCACCUGUGCGAGAAGGUCCUGGCGGAGACGCCGCACAAGAUCUUGGCUCUGGAUGUGUACAACGACAAGAUCAAGCACCUCCUGGAAGGAGAUAACGCGUCCUUCACUGAGCGGAUUCAGUUCCACCGCAUCAACAUCAAGCACGACUCUCGCCUUGAAGGCCUCAUCAAGAUGUCAGAUCUGGUCAUAAAUCUGGCGGCGAUCUGUACUCCGGCUGAUUACAACACUCGUCCGUUGGACACAAUCUACAGCAAUUUCAUCGAUGCGCUCCCUGUGGUGAAAUACUGCUCUGAGAACAACAAGCGUCUCAUUCACUUCUCGACUUGUGAAGUGUAUGGUAAAACCAUUGGGAGCUUUCUUCCCAAAGACAGUCCUCUUCGUGAGGAUCCUGCCUACUAUAUCCUUAAAGAAGAUGAAUCGCCUUGCAUCUUUGGCUCAAUUGAGAAGCAAAGAUGGUCUUAUGCAUGUGCCAAGCAGUUGAUUGAAAGGCUGAUAUAUGCUGAGGGUGCUGAGAAUGGCCUCGAGUUCACUAUUGUGAGGCCCUUUAACUGGAUUGGCCCCAGGAUGGAUUUCAUUCCUGGCAUCGAUGGCCCGAGUGAGGGUGUUCCCAGGGUUUUGGCAUGCUUUAGCAAUGCUCUCCUACGACGUGAACCACUCAAGCUUGUAGAUGGUGGCCAAUCUCAGAGGACAUUCAUCUACAUCAAAGAUGCCAUUGAAGCAGUUAUGCUUAUGAUUGAAAAUCCUGCCAGGGCUAAUGGCCACAUAUUCAACGUGGGCAAUCCUAACAAUGAAGUAACUGUUAGGCAGCUUGCUGAAAUGAUGUCAGAGAUCUAUGCCAAGGUUAGUGGUGAUGCUGCUUUGCAGUCACCAACAGUGGAUAUCAGCUCGAAGGAAUUCUAUGGAGAGGGAUAUGACGAUAGUGACAAGAGAAUCCCAGACAUGACCAUAAUCAAUAGGCAACUCGGUUGGAACCCAAAGACAUCACUGUGGGACUUGCUGGAGUCGACUCUCACCUAUCAGCACAGGACAUAUGCCGAAGCUAUUAAGAAGGUUAUAGCGAAACCCACAGCGAUCUGAAGAAAUAUGCAAGAGAAUGUUUGAACUAUACUCUUCUGAGAAGUGCCACAAUUCAUUGUAAUGAAAUCCUUUUGAGAAAUCCCGACUCUAUAGUUUGAUCCCUCCCUCAUAUAGGCUUAUGGUUUAAUUUUUUUGUUCUUUUGCCCCAUCCUGGGGUUUCCUUUUGGUCUUGCCUAGCAAUCAGCAAGAGUCCAGGGUAGUAAGAAACGUUUCGUUUGUAUGGGAGGGCGUUAGUUCCGGACAUAGUUAUGAAUGUGCUGCUGUUCUUUUAAUGCCAUAAACUUGUAAGUGGAGCUUUCGAGCUUUUGGGCUGUUGCUAGGUAAAAGAAGGGAGGAAAUGUACAAGUUGGUUGAGUUGUUCAGAUGGAAUGUUUGCUCUUUGCUUGCCAAUGCAAUUCCUUGUAUUCAGCUUCUUCAGGAAUGUUUUGUAUGAAGGAAUUUGUUGACUCUGUAUGAAGGUUAACUUCUUUAUAUUGUUUGCAUUAUAGUAUGAUUUCCUUGUGAUUUCUUCUUCAACUCAAAUCCCCUUGGUGCAUACUGUCCACAUUGUUGUUGCGGCCGGGCGAUUCUUGUCAAAGUCCCUUAGCUGCUCAUUGUCUGUCUUGGCUUGAGGUUGCGCAAGUGCCUUGGCUGUUGAUUCGACCCAAGAUUCUCUGAUUGUGAACUUCCUGUUUUAGCAGCUACUGUGUCGUUCGUUUUGCCGCGUUGUUGGACGUUACCUUCUCCACCCAUCUCGCCUUUCAGGUGACUGUUUCCUUUGGUGGCGAUUGUCUCUUCCUCCUCGCAUCUCUUGUUGGCGGAUCUUGUUCCACCAUUGUUCUCCCAUGGAGAAAUGCUUCUUCCAACGCGAUUGUCUUCUGGAUCUCUUGGUCUUGUUCCACAUUGGACAUUUAGACUUUCGUUUCUCCCUGCUUGCACAACUCUACACUCCUUGUCGAGUUUAGGGGGUCUACAUUUGCCCCCAUACACUUCUUUCGUAGAGAUUUACACCCUCUUCCCACUUCCCAGUGUGCACGAGGGCUGUCAGUUGUGCAAUUCAAUAUAAAUCCAUAGGAUUCUUAAAAAUUCCCCACUUUUCUGCAGUUUUUAAGUUGAGGAGUGAAGUUCAAGUAAUCUUUAACUCACAAGAAUUUCCGUGUACAUCAUCAAAAGCAACAUGCGAAGUGGUCUCCACUGUCGAGAUAUGAACACAAUCAAUUAGCAGUGUACUUCUACCUGUUGACACAGUUAUUCCAUUAGUUUAGAGUUUAGACGACCAGUACCCACGAAACAAAAUGAUUACUCUUUUCUUUGAGCACAAAUCGCAUUUGUAAUUUGUUACUCUGGUGUCAAUCUCUUCUUCUACCUUUUCUUUAGCUUUUACCAACUUAUCAUUAGUCUCGGAAACGUAAGACCCAGCAAAAGAAUAAUGCUCAAUCAUGGAUCCCCAAAAGAGUCCGACCCAUGGCCCGAGGAAUGAAAAUGAACCGCCCCAUGGAAUGGAAGCAUGAGAAUUGAGAAGUGACAGUGAGAUCUGAGAAGACAUGCUUCCUACAACCUCCAAUGUCUCGCAGGUUCUGCCAGUCUGGGUUGCCCAGCGAUAUAAUUGUUACUGUAGAUGGAGUUCAGUUCAAUCUUCAUAAGGUAAAGGGUAAAAAACUUCCCUUUCUGCAGAAUCUCCAGGCUCAAUAGUUUUAAAAAAACUUAUUUUGCCAGCUCAUUAGUGUAUAUCAGUAUAUAUUUACUAGACCCUUGUCUGAUUUUCUCUUUUGCUUUGCAUUUGUUCGUUAAAGUAUUUACCUUCCUUGUUUUUACUUUGAGAUGAACACAUUUGAGGGUUGCUAAUUGGUUUUUAAAUGGGGACUUCUUUGAGUAGGUCAGCUUGAUUUCUUAAUCUCAAUCAGUUUUCGAGCAGUAGUGAUGGAGACAAUAAUUGCCAUCCACCCUU